Gongylonema pulchrum is the source of this 474-nucleotide messenger RNA. The record is from the annotation of a GenBank genome assembly. Lineage: Eukaryota; Metazoa; Nematoda; Chromadorea; Rhabditida; Gongylonematidae.
AUGGAUGCAUUCCGGGAACGUCUGAACUUUCGUACACGACGUGAAUCACAUACAUCCACUUGCGACAAUGAAAUGCUUGAUGAAGAUCUUGGACAUCCGCCAACUUGUCCCGGUACUCCUCCAGGAACAUAUGUGGGCUCGCUGCAGUCUGAUUCACUCCUCAGUUCCUCGUUUCGGUCAAGGUCACGAUCCGAUGUAUCAAGUCCGCCACCAAUACCACGCACGAAUCUGCGUGUGCGCAGCGAGAGGCACAGCGUUUGUGUAACAGAUUUACCGGAUAUACAUGCAACAAAUGCGUUGCCUGCACAGCGAAAUCACUUAUUCAUUGAUACAAAACUUGCAAAUGAGUUAUCUCGGAGUUGUCGCGGUAAACAACGGCAUGCAACAGUGAGCGCCACGGAUUCGAAAUCCACCAUGUGGAAUCCACCGGUUCAUUUUUCGCAUGCACUUCAUUUAGAAGGUGGUCGCUGCUAA